This is a messenger RNA of Cyclopterus lumpus (lumpfish), 1298 nucleotides long. It is a transcript of the gene emc7, whose product is annotated as ER membrane protein complex subunit 7. The record is from RefSeq and is a predicted model, not a curated record. The coding region runs from base 120 to 851 and encodes 243 amino acids. Gene Ontology annotation, cellular component: EMC complex. Lineage: Eukaryota; Metazoa; Chordata; Actinopteri; Perciformes; Cyclopteridae. The transcript is spliced from 5 exons. Gene Ontology annotation, molecular function: carbohydrate binding.
UGUGACGUCAUUUCCGUCGCCACAGCUGAUGUGCUGAGUCCGCUCCUUCUCCAAACGGCUCUUGAAUAUCUCUUGGCCGUACAGUUAGACCUCCUUUUACCUCGAUAACGACAGACGAGAUGAUUUACAGGGACAGGAUGCCGCUGUUACGGGUGUUCGUGCAGGCCGCCCUUGUCGCAGCAGCGUGGUGUUUCAUCGACAUCGAAACCGGGCCUGGCGCAGGUGUAACGCUAUCGACGCAGGCGAACGGAGAUCGGUUCAAAAUCGAGGGAAGGGCGAUAGUUCCGGGGGUGAAAACACAAGACUGGGUCUCCGAGGCCAGAAUCCUCGUAGAAGGCGAAGAGUACGUGGGAUUUGUGAGAACUGAUGGAAGUUUUGCUGUGAAUGACGUCCCUUCAGGAUCCUACGUUGUGGAAGUUGUCACCCCGACCUAUAGAUUUGAGCCAGUACGUGUUGAUAUCACAUCCAAGGGCAAAAUGAGGGCACGUCUUGUGAACUACAUCAAGACUUCAGAAGUAAUUCGCCAGGCAUAUCCUCUUCAAAUGAGAGCUAAUGGCCCCCACACCUACUUCAUGAAGAGAGAAACUUGGGGCUGGACAGAUUUUCUCAUGAACCCAAUGGUCAUGAUGAUGGUUCUGCCCCUGCUGAUCAUUGUUCUACUGCCCAAGGUGGUCAACACUAAUGACCCAGAGAUGAGAAAGGAAAUGGAGCAGUCCAUGAACAUGCUGAACCCCAACCCCGAGCUUCCAGACGUCUCUGAGCUCAUGACCAAGCUCUUCUCCGGCUCCAAGGGCUCUAGCAAGGCAGGCAGCAGCAGCAAGGGCACCAGGCCGGCCGUCAAGAGGAGGUAGUACUGUACGCGUCCCUUCGAUCUGCCUAAGGAAGCUCCAGUUAUGCCAUGGAAGCAAGAUUUUUAAGUGUAAUUUUUCUCCCCUGGGUCUAUUGUACAGUUUUUCUUUAUUAGAUGUUUUAAGCACAUCUUGAUUUCUAAUAUGCUAUUGGAAACGUUCUUACUGCACUGAUAGACAUUUCUUAACCCCUGCUAAAGCUCCUUCAUUUGCUCUAUACUUUCUACCUGUGGCUCCUCUACUCCAUCUUUUCUGUGCUAACCCUCCGGUGUGCAUUUUUCCACUGCUGCUAAUUCCACUACCUGAAAGAGAAAAUAUAUACAGAGAUUCUUUUUUUUUUUCGUCUUUUCUUUUCAGUAAUAUGACUGUGAAUGAAGAUUAAUUGAAUUUUAAGACUGAUAAAUUCUUAUUUAAAAACCUAGAUGAAUAAAUUGCAAUGGUAUAUAACAA